GAGCGCGUGCUGGACGCUCACGUCAUCACCUGCUUCCGAAAACAUUCGCCGAUUAAGUAGAAGUGAUGAAAGUCAGCAACGUGUACGGCUCUUUAAUGAAAAACAUAUACUAAACGUAUAUUUUCACACACUACCAAUGUCUUGUUACAGUCAGGUGUAAGUAAGCAGGAUAGCUGGAACCCACCAAACCCGGACGAAACUUUCGGAGCUGUUUCAUAAACUUUCAUUUAACAGUGACUAGAAAAUAGUAGCAUUAUCGGCGUUUCAUGCGGUUUAAGUAAGACCAAAGUCAUCUCAACACAGUUUAAGACUAGUCUUGAUGGAGUUUGUUCUCGUACGGUAACCUCAUCGAGGUGUCCUGGAGAGGAUAUGGACUUUUAACUACGAGUUUUAAAUCAUGGAGUCAUGUUUGAGGUUUGUGUGUCGAGAGAGUCUCAGGAAAGUGUCCGCGAACUGCUGGACACAGAGAUCUGCGAUGUGCACGAGAUCAGCCUUCAGACACCCUCUUAUUUCAACACGUGCCCGCUCACAACACAGCACACUGCAGCUGAGAGCUCACAUACAACACCUCUCCUGUCGCCAAAGAGUUACAGAUGCAUCCCAGGCAGCCCUGUCUAGUGUUGCACCUGUAUUUGUAGUGAUGAAGUUUGAGCCAGAUGGGAACGUGACCUCAUUUGAAAAGAAGAAGACUGAGUUGCAUCAGGAGCUUGGUUUGCAUGCGAGAGAUCUUCGGUUCCAGCAUAUAACAAGCAUUACUGCACGAAACAAUGCCAUUAUCAUGCGUAUGGAGUCUCUCAAGGCAGUGGUUACUCCUGACUCUUUGCUCGUGCUGGAUUUUCGUGGACUGGGUCUGGAGAAGUGGCUGGUGUUGGAACUUGGACCACAGUUGGCAGGAGAUGGAAAUUUGGCCACUUACUCUUUGCCCUUUGAAUUCAGAGCUUUGGAAGCCAUUCUGCAACACAGGGUAAAUGUACUGCAGGCUCGGCUGAAUGAAGUUCAGCCACAAAUUCUGGAUUGCCUGGAGUCAUUGGUGGACCCGAAGCUCCUCUCUGCUGACCGCAGCAAACUGCAUAUGCUUCUGAUUAAUAGCAAAAGCCUGUCAGAGCUAGAGACGGAUAUUAAGGUGUUUAAGGAAAGUCUGCUCAAGAUCCUGGAUGAGGAUGAACUGAUAGAUGAACUCUGUCUAACCAAGUGGACCGACCCACGAGUGUUUGAGGAGAGCAGUCUGGGUAUAGAUCAUGCAGAAGAGAUGGAGCUGCUACUGGAAAAUUACUACAUGCAGGCCGAGGAGCUCGGCAACAAAGCACGGGAGCUAAAGGGACUCAUUGAUGACUCUGAAAGUGUCAUCUUUAUUAAUCUGGAUAGCCAUCGGAACGUCAUGAUGAGACUGAAUCUCCAGCUCACUAUGGGAACCUUCUCCCUCUCUUUAUUUGGCCUGAUGGGUGUGGCCUUUGGCAUGAAUUUGGAGUCUUCUUUCGAAGAGGACCCACGUGUGUUUUGGUUGGUGACGGGGUUAAUGUUUUUGGGCAGUGGACUUAUCUGGAGAAGACUUCUCUCUUUCCUAGGCAGACAUUUAGAGCCCAGCUCUCCGCCUCCAAUUCCCCCUGUUUGGAGGAAAAACCAAAUUAGCACAUUAAAAGCAACAGACAUUAAACCGGGUAUAAGAUGAUAUUGCGACGGUUGCUUUUUCUAUGCGUUUUUAUUUCUGUGUCUUUUUCUCAGUUACUGCAUUUCUCAGUAUUACGUGGCACUUAACCGGGUCAUCUACUGUUAAAGGAAUAGUCUACCCUUUUGCCAUAUUAAACUAUGUUAUUACCUCAACUUAGACGAAUUAAUACAAAUCUAUCUUUUUUCAAUGCGUGCACUGUAACAGCGCGUCGUGAAUGUGUUAGCAUUUAGCCUAGCCCCAUUCAUUCCUAUGGUACCAAACAAGGAAGCCACCAAACACCUCUGUGUUUUCCCUAUUUAAAGACUGUUACAUGAGGAGUUAUACCAGUAAGUAUGGUGCCACAAAAUAAAACUUUUUUUUUGGUACCAUAGGAAUGAAUGGGUCUAGGCUAAAUGCUAACACAUUCACAACACGCUGUACAUUGCAGGUUGAGGUAAUAACAUAGUUUAAUAUGGCAAAAGGGGAGACUAUUCCUUUAACAUUUAUCUAACAUACUAGGUAAUGCAUGAUGUCAUGUAGACAGAUUGCUAUCUGAAAAUGGUCUUCGGGUAUGUUCUGUGGUAAUUUCUGUAUUUAUUGUUGUGAAUAUUAUGAUAUUAUGAAGUAUGUACCUUUUAUUGACCAUGUGUGGCAUCUUUUAAAGAGCAAAAUUGUCAUCCAUUUGUUCUUUUUCCCUGUUCAUACUAAAGAGACAGAUCGUUAUCAAUAUAUGAUUUUAAUAAAACAUUUACAUAAAAAUCUAUUAUUUUGGACUGGAAUUUAAUACUACAUUUGAUGAUUAUAGAGAAUGGAUUUUUACCUUAUCAUUGUUGUUUCAAUUCUCUCAGCCAUUUGCAUGAAACAUGCUGGAUAAAUAAAAAAAAUAUAAUCAUGAUUUGUGACCCUGUAUAUACUUGUAAAAGUAUUUGUAGCAAUAGCC
Paramisgurnus dabryanus is the source of this 2588-nucleotide messenger RNA. The record is from RefSeq and is a predicted model, not a curated record. Lineage: Eukaryota; Metazoa; Chordata; Actinopteri; Cypriniformes; Cobitidae.